GAUUUUAUUCUCAAAAAAAAGCAAAAUGGAUUCAGAUGGGUCAGCUGCCUAAAUAUCAUCUAAGAGCUUGGUCAAUAAUUUUUUCUUACAGCGUCUCUGAUUGGUUGCUUUGUAAUUUAAAAAUACCCCGGACGAAAGCGAAGGUAUCACCUCAUGAUUUAUUAUUGCUCAAGAGUUAAACAAGAGAGUUUAUGCUAUCCAAAAUGAGUGCUGCAGCAGAAGCCGCGAAUCGUUUUGCUAUUGACCUUCACAAAGUUCUAAAGAACCAAAAAGAUUCAUUGGGUCAGAACUUGUUUUACUCCCCGACCAGCAUGAGCAUUGCCCUGGGGAUGUUGUACAAUGGAGCUCGUGGCCCAACUGCACAAGCGAUCGCCAAAGGUUUUCAUUGGGAUGAGAUGAAGAUUGAGCAAGUCAACCAAGAAAUGAAGACGUUCAGCGCUACCUUGAGCUCAGCAAACACGGCCAGUAACCAAAUUAGCACUGCUAACAAACUUUUUGUGCAGGACAGCUUCGAGGUGUUGCAAGAGUUCACAGAAUCUUGCAAAGAAUAUUACGAAGCAGAGACUACGCUAGUGGACUACAAAAAAGAUUUUGAAGGAGCAAGGAAGAAGAUAAAUUCUUGGGUUGAAGAGAAAACCAAUAAGAAGAUUCAAGACUUGCUUCCAUCAGGUAGUCUGAACACCCUUACGAGAGCUACUUUGGUUAAUGCUAUUUACUUCAAAGGAAUCUGGCAAAAACAGUUCAAGAAAGAGCACACUUUUCCUUCAAAAUUCUUCCUCCGAGAGAAUGAAGAGUGUGACAUUGAAAUGAUGUUCCAGAAAUCCAAUUUUAAGUUUGCACAAAUUGCAAAACUUGAUUGCCAGAUGUUGGAAAUGCCUUAUACAGGCAAUGACCUGUCAAUCAUCUUGAUACUACCCAAUCAAAUUGAAGGUCUAGCAGCCCUUGAAGAAAAGCUUACUUAUGAUGAUCUUCAUAAGGCUAUGGAGAAGCUGACCAAGCAACRGCCCACUGAAGUAGAAGUUUCUUUGCCAAAGUUUUCAAUGACAAGACAAAUAGAAUUGAAAGAUGUGUUCAAAAUCAUGGGCAUGGAGGAUAUGUUUGAUGCAGUCAAGGCUGAUUUCACUGGAAUAACAGUUGGUCCUGAAAAGCUCUAUGUUUCCAAUGUGUAUCACAAGGCCUUUGUGGAUAUCAAUGAAGAGGGUACAGAAGCUGCAGCUGCUACAGCGGCUGUCAUGAUGACAAGAAUGAUGGUGAAACCCAUUCGAAGUUUCAUGGUUGAUCAUCCGUUCUUGUUCAUGAUAACCUGUUGUAAAUCUGGUGCCAUCCUCUUCCUUGGCCGGGUUGUUAAACCAGAGUCAUCCAAGUAAUGGCUUAGUAUUGGGUCUACCUUAUCCACCUCAAUAAGACAUUAUAUAACUCAAUAAGACAUUUUUUUAUAAUUCACAUGCAUUUAUAUUAGAUUAUCAGAAGCAGAUUUUGGGAGUAUGUGCCAGGGGUGCCCCCCAUGCUACUCCUCUCCUUAGAUCUAGAAUGCCUCAACAUCAGUCUCUUUCACAACUGUACUUAGAUUCAGCCCAUGGUACAAAUGCAUGUGGGAUAAAUGUACUUUAGUGAAAACAACAAAUUUUGAACAUUUCUAGUAAUAAAUUUGGGCUGAAGGUAUUUGUCAAUCAAUGUCUGUUAAGCACCCCUAUCACUAUGAUGGUAAAAGAUGUAUGAUGCAUGAUGAUGCACAGAAAGGAAACAAAUAAAAUUAGUAUUAUUAUAA
Molecule: messenger RNA, 1768 nt
Organism: Exaiptasia diaphana
Lineage: Eukaryota; Metazoa; Cnidaria; Anthozoa; Actiniaria; Aiptasiidae
Product: serpin B6
Exons: 1
Coding region: 192-1367 (391 amino acids)
Molecular function (GO): serine-type endopeptidase inhibitor activity
Source: RefSeq, a predicted model, not a curated record